AUGUGGGAUUUAUUGGAAACAUCACCCUGUGCUAUCAUGGCCAAAUGUCUGAUUCAAUCUAAACAUCAUCUUUGUAUCCCUUCAUACGAUGGUCCUUGGUGCGUCUGCGCAGUCGCAGCUAGAGCAGGAAGAGAUGUCUUCCUCAUAGAUUUGUGUGGAGAAAAUAACGUCAUCAGCUAUGAGCUGUGUGAGGACAAUGUUUUAAAAGUCACAAAAAUCCACGACAAGUAUUACAAGAUAUAUUUCCCCACUGGUACGUCACUUGCCAUUUAUAUCAUGGAAUGGAGUGGACAUUAUAACAUCGACCUAGAGAUCCUCCCCUCUGCAAUGGAUAUAGGAAAUGCUGAUGGUUUAUGUGGAUACUUUGAUGGUGAUAGGGAAAACGACUUCAGAAGGCGAAACAGUAGCAUUACAGACGACAUCAGUCAGAGUUAUCCUAAUGACUUCUCUGAGUCAUGGAUGAUUCCGGACAACGAAAAUCUCUUCAGUGGUAACUCCUUAGUUUAUAGCAGUUUGCAAUCAGUGGCCUCAAUUCUAGUACCUCACUGCGCAUGCACGGAGGACGGUAAAACCCAGUGCUCCUACAAUACGUUUACACCCUGCAACUCAAACCGAGGCAAACAGUAUGAGUGUAAUGUAGAUCUUGUACAGAACAGAAGACGAAAACGGGAUGUUUCCGAUAUGUCCAUGGAAAAAGAUCCUUUACUUAGAAAGAAACGCACGAUAACCUACGUACAGACGACUGAAUACUCCGAGAGAGUUUGUCUACAGGCUUUUGAAAAUUCACCUGAAUACAACACCUGUCAACUACAUGUGACUGACCUUAGUAAUGUGACCUUAUCCAACUGCAUUGAAGACAUAAGAUUGACAGGGGAUGAUAACCUAACACAGAUUCACGUGGAAGCCGCUCUACAGCAAUGUUCUACUUUCGUACUUUUAAAUGCCACACUGCAAGAGGCAGAACCGGAAGUAACGUAUACAAUACAAAACCUCUGUCCAAGCAAUUGUACCGGACGUGGCACGUGUGAUGGUGGUAACUGCACCUGUGACACUGGCUUUGGGGGAAGCGACUGUUCCUUUGAUUUAUUCGCACCUCCUACCAUAACAAGCGUUCCCGGGGCCGGACUGUGUGAUCUGUCCUCUAAAACAUGUAAAGAGGCAACAAUUAUGGGAAAAUAUUUCUUUGAAAACAUGGACUCAAUAUGCUAUCUUACUGUGAAACAGACAAAGAUUAACCAAACAGAAGAAAGUCAUCAAAGACAGAUGAAUUUACAAGAGAGGACGUUAUUUGAGGGAUACUGCCCGCUUCUGUAUGAAACAACGGGUAUCUGGACGACCGAAAUCAAGUUUAAUAUUUCCAAUGACGGAGUACGUUAUACAGACACGUAUAAUGUUGUUAUAUAUCAAUCUCACUGUCAGGAGUAUCACAACGAAUCUGGAAAUGUAUAUUUCACCUUAAAGGACGAUUUCUGUUACAUCGAUAGUGUGUGCAUUAGCCCGAUCCAGAAUAGUUCAACCAAUGAGUGUCUUUACUGCAAUUCAACAAAUCACCAACUCAACUGGACAGAAAAUCAAUCAUGUGGACAAACAACAACAACAGAGAGUAUGUCAACAACAAUGACUCACACUGACACAGAAUCCACGAGGAGUAGUUCAACAGAACAAAUGGAAGAGACUACAAGUUCUAUAACGACUGCUGAACAAGACGAAACAACAUAUAUAAUAAGAACCUCUCCAGUCACAACUGGAGAAACCAAAUACACGUCUUUGGAGUUGGAAUCGUCUUCUAUUGAAUUAACAACAUUAGAGUCGACAAUAACAUCAACUGAGUCAACAGAGAUGACGGAAAAUGUACAAACCUCAACUCCAGAUACAACUACUGUGAUAUCAACAACUGAAUCAACAUCCAAUCCAACAACAUGGGCGUCAACGACACCGGAAACAACACAAGCAUUUACUACGAACCUGCCAACUACAACAAACCAAGAAACAACAACUGCAAGCUUAACAACUACUGAGGCAAUCACAUUGCCAUCAACUACAUCAAACAAAGAACCAACUGAAAGUUUAACAACUACUGAACCAAUCACAUCACCAUCAACUACAGCCCACAAAGAAACAACUGAAAGCUUAACAACAAAAACAACAUCUACAGGGAAAACGACAACUACAAAUUACACAGAAACAUUGACUUCCUCUCUGUCAUCAACAUACAAAUCAACAACGACAUCGGUAUCAGUAAUAAGUACUGACGGCAAAUCAACUGCGGAAGAAGGUACAUCUCCAGCUGCAACAACCAGUGAGCUUAAACCAAGCCUUAGUACAUCAACUUCGAAAUCAACAGAAACAUCCAAUGAACCUCUGGGCACUAAUACAUCAUCUAAUGCAAAAGAUACCGUAGAAGAAUCGACUCAGUCAAAAGUGACAAACACUCAUUUGAUCGUUGGAGCCUCGGCUUCUUUUGUUGGAAUAGUAUUAUUAAUGAUAAUCAUAGGACUGGUAGCCAGAAAAUGUAGUAAAUCGAAUAAACAACACGAAAAACAACAGGAAGACGAUGGACCAAUCAGAGACUGGAGAGACCUUGCAUUGGCGGGAAAACAAAACACAGAUUCUCUAUACAAUGCCAAUUCCACCUUAUCCUACAACAGAAAUUCUUACGUUGCACACGCACGACUGCAUCACUUCAAAUCUAGUGGCGGAUCUCGUCAUGUGGACUCCAAUAAAUAUCGCAGAUAUUGACAACUUUUAAGCUCACCUCCUAUUGUACAUAAAUAUGAAUUAACAUUUUCUUAGACUUUACUGAAUUUGUAUAUAUCAUUAGCUUUGAAGCUGCUUUAAGAGGCAUUUAUAUACUGUUUGUUUAUGACCUUAUAUAUUUUGUAUAAUAUGCAUUGAAUAUAUAUUUCCUGAUAAAAGGAGG
Messenger RNA from Saccostrea cuccullata (small rock oyster), 2920 nucleotides. Its product is annotated as mucin-2-like. The transcript has 11 exons. The record is from RefSeq and is a predicted model, not a curated record. Lineage: Eukaryota; Metazoa; Mollusca; Bivalvia; Ostreida; Ostreidae. The coding region runs from base 1 to 2739 and encodes 912 amino acids.